AUGGAUCUUGAAAUAAGAAGACAUAUGGAGAGUCUCUGUGGGAGAUCGGAGCUGGGCAUCCAGGCGUUUGUAUCCAAUGGAAGAUAUCUUUGUCUUCUCUUCAAUCGGGAGACACUGCUGGCCGGGAUGACACUCCAGAAAAUAAGAAAUCGUGUGUAUAUAAGAAAUGUCGACACAACAGGUUAUGGGAGAGGGCAUGCUAGAGGAUUCAUCCUAUCGGUCCUAAAGACACUGGCGCCUGGAUUCUGCUGCUGCUUCAGUGUUCCAAGGAGUGAGUACAUCUUUGGCGGUAGUUCCAGGAAUAGAGAAAAGAGGAUCAGGGGGCCCGGAGAGCUGCUGGAGUAUUGGAUUGAAGUGUUUGAGAGCCUUUACGACGAUGUGCAUGUAUGGUCGAACCACUAUGAGAACAUCUCUUAUCCAUUUAAGCAUAUCGACGAGGUGGUGUAUUUUGAAGAUGAUCCCAAGGAAAAGCUCAGAAGGCAUUUUGAGGGAGGCCUAGAGGAGAUGUUUGCGGCACUGUUGUGCAGGGCAGACUUUGCCAGUGGAUCAUUGGUGUAUGGCCAGUCACGUGGAGAUGAUGUGUGUAGUGUGGUAGAGACAAGCAUUGGGGACGUGGAUGGCAUGGAGGCGAUGCUGAGGACGCUGGACUUCUCGUCAAUUUCCAAGGCAAGGAGAUCUACAAAGAAGUUUAUAUGUGAGUUUGAAUUGGCCGUGGAGUAUUUCCAAGGCCAAGGAGCUGUGAGGCCCAAGAAGAAUGAGGAGGCCUUUGCUGUCAUGAAUGCAACAAAUAAGUCUUGA
This is a messenger RNA of Encephalitozoon cuniculi GB-M1, 798 nucleotides long. RefSeq lists its product as uncharacterized. Bases 1 to 798 code for a protein of 265 amino acids. Gene Ontology annotation, molecular function: histone acetyltransferase activity. The transcript has a single exon. Gene Ontology annotation, biological process: regulation of DNA-templated transcription. The record is from RefSeq and is marked provisional. Lineage: Eukaryota; Fungi; Microsporidia; Unikaryonidae.